Perca flavescens (yellow perch) is the source of this 3287-nucleotide messenger RNA. RefSeq names its product sodium/hydrogen exchanger 9B2. The transcript has 13 exons. Lineage: Eukaryota; Metazoa; Chordata; Actinopteri; Perciformes; Percidae. Gene Ontology annotation, biological process: proton transmembrane transport. The record is from RefSeq and is a predicted model, not a curated record. Gene Ontology annotation, cellular component: membrane. Gene Ontology annotation, molecular function: antiporter activity. The coding region runs from base 250 to 1941 and encodes 563 amino acids.
CUCCGGUGCGCGGUAAUAUACAUACUUGCUUGGCCAUCACUAAUCCGCCUCAUUCCCAGCUGCUCUAUCUGCCUCGUGACUGCCAGGAACGCUGCACACUGAAAGUUCACACGCAAUGACGGUGUUUACGACAUGAGUCAAAGCCUGACGUACAGACGCAGAAGAGAAGGUACUGCCCAUCAGUGGCCAACCCCACCCCUCGGAUUGAUGUAAUGUGAGAGAGAAGUGAGUGCACCAGAAAAACUAGCCAUGGAGGACACUCAGCCCAAGCUUGCUACCCCGGAACCCAGCCGUGCACCCAGUCCAGCACCUAGUCCAGCACCCAGUCCGCUGCUGGAAAUCAUUCCUUUUCCUGCUGCGAAUCAUGUGGAGCACCUAAAUGUGAACCAGAUCCAGUUUGUGGUACGGCGCUGCUCUAGUCCAAAUGCCACAGAAGAGACCACCUAUUUUAUUCCUCGAAACCCUGUGGUGGAUGCUGGCACUAACACAGACCCGCCAGUGGUCUGCUGCCCCUUGCUCCACAGAUUCUGCCCAUGUCCACCAAGAGGCCUUCUAGCCUCUCUCAUUACUAAAGUCCUUCUGGCAGCUGUGCUCUUUGGAGUGGUGUGGUCUAUCACCGAGGAACAGUGUCUUCCAGGGGGUAACCUGUUUGGCAUCACGAUCCUCUUCAUCUGUGCACUCAUCGGUGGCAAAGUGGUGGCUCUCAUCCGUCUGCCCAAACUUCCACCGUUCCCACCUCUCCUUGGUAUGCUGCUGAUGGGGUUCACGCUGAGAAACAUCCCAGUUAUAACAGACGGGGUGUACAUUGACUUCAAAUGGUCUUCGUCACUGAGGAACAUCGCUCUGGCUAUCAUUCUGGCCAGAGCUGGUCUGGGGUUGGAUCCCAUGGCUCUGAGGAGACUGAAAUCUGUGUGCAUACGUGUGGCAGCUGGGCCCUGCAUUAUAGAGGCUUGCACAACAGCUCUGGUGUCGCACUUCCUCAUGGACUUACCCUGGGUGUGGGGCUUCAUCCUUGGCUUCGUGCUGGGCGCUGUGUCUCCAGCAGUGGUGGUUCCCUCCAUGCUGAUGCUGCAGAAGGAUGGUUACGGCGUGGAGCAGGGCAUCCCCACCCUGCUGAUGGCUGCAGGCAGCUUUGACGACAUUCUUGCCAUCACGGGGUUCACCACAUGCUUGAGCAUGGCCUUCGCCACAGGAUCGACUUGGUGGAACCUCCUGAGAGGUGUGAUGGAGGUGUCUGGGGGGAUGGUUGCUGGGAUUCUUCUAGGCUUCCUCAUCCAGUACUUUCCUAGUGUUGACCAGAAACAUUUAGUAAUUAAGCGAUCCUUCUUGGUGCUGGGUCUGUCUGUCUUUGCCGUGUUCGGCAGCGGUGUGGCUGGGUUUCCUGGCUCUGGAGGCCUCUGCACCCUGGUGUUGGCAUUCCUGGCUGGCCUCGGCUGGGGGUCAGAAAAGGCACGUGUGGAGGAAGUGGUGGGGUGGGCGUGGGACGUGUUUCAGCCUCUACUCUUCGGACUAAUAGGGGCAGAAAUUCGAAUCUCUGAGUUGGAGGGACUCACAGUUGGACUGGGUAUAGCCACUCUGCUCAUUGCCCUGCUGGUUCGAAUCCUGUUCACCUUUGUCUGUGUGUUGUGUGCUGGCUUUAACAUGAGGGAAAAAGUGUUCAUAGCCCUAGCAUGGAUGCCCAAAGCCACAGUGCAGGCAGCUAUAGGCUCAACAGCUUUAGACAUGGCCAGGACAAAGGAGGACAAGGAGCUGCAGAAGUACGGCAUGGAUGUGCUGACUGUGGGUGUGCUGUCCAUCCUUCUCACAGCCCCGGUAGGAGCUCUUCUCAUAGGGCUCGCUGGACCUCACCUGCUACAAAAACCAAAGAACUCUGCCUGUGGCACUGCAGCAGGAGGUGAAGAUGAAAAUGAAACUCCUGUCACCUAUGAGAGCACACUCUGACAUCCCCUGUCUUCAUCCAGUAAGCAAGGACAUUUAAAGAGACUUCCCGGGUGCUUUCACACCUUGGAUAUUUGAGCUCUCCUUUAGCCACCGAGUGGCUCUUAUUUGUCUCUCUAUCUGCUGGUCAGUUCCUGAUGUUUGCCAUGCUGCAGGAACACAUGAAUCACUCUGUUUUUAUAGCCUCUGGUGGUUUCCAGGUCUCAAGCUCCAAACAAAUGACCCACAUCCCAGCGUCUGUGUCAUGCUGUAUGACGUUAUACAAGAGGGGGUCUUGUUUCUGGUCCUUAGUUAACUUUUAAUCAGCUUUUUUAGUGCAAGACAUGAAUAUGGUUUACAUGUAUGUUUUUUGUAAAUGUGGAUAUUUUUUAUCCCUGUCAUAUUCACUUGAAUUUGACAAUUUUUAUGACUAAAUAUCAGUUAACUAUUUACUGUAUUUUUACUUGAACAAGUGGCUAUGCUGUAUUAUUUUUUUUUUAGAAGAUUCCUUUUGAAGGGUUGUAUAAUUGAAUGCACUAAGAGUAGCAAUAUUUUUAUUGUUUUAAAUAUUAGACCACACAAUUGACACACAUUUAAAGGGGAACACAACCUAAAUGAAGAAUUCCAAUAAGUAAUUGCCAUGGCCUAUAAAGUUCAAUCAAUAUUUCUCAAAUGAGCUUUAUUCUAUUGUAGUGUUCUCAUAUACUAAGAGCAUUCUCCUGGGUGCUCUGUGUCAUCUAUAACAUAUUUUCCAAUUCAUUGCCUAUGGAGCAGUUCCACACUUUAUAAUUGAUGACAUCACAAAUUUGACUUCUGUAAUUUUUGGAUUUGGGAGAGAGUUAAUUUUAACUAAUAGUUUUGGACUGUCUUAGACCGUGGGAUAUAUGUAUGGAUUUUGAAAAUGGGUGUAGUUCCCCUUUAAGUCUUGAGUUCUGCACUCAGUACAAAAUCUUUACAGCUUUGUGAUUAUGUAUUUUUGCGUAUUUUAAUAAAAUGUGUAUUAGCUGUGUAUUGGUAAUGAAAAGAGUUUGCGUUAACAGAUACUCCGGAAAAGACCUAAAUAAUAAAUAAUCCACAACACGUUCCUUUGGUUUAUACACAAUGCUGCUAAAACUCCCGUCAUCUGCUACAUUCGCUAUGUCCACUUUCAACUUUACGAAUGCUCAACAAUCAUCUAUAUGUCCAUAUUCAAAACAUUCAUAAAACACAAACUUUGAUCGUUUGAUUGUAAGGGAAAGUCGAUUUCUCACAUAUGAUUUUCUUUUUUAUUUAUUACAGAAGUGUGCAGUUUAACUUAAUGUUUUUGAUUUGAAUGUGUUUACAUUGCCUCAUUGUGUAUUGUUAGCAACUAUUUAUAAUAAAGUAAAAGA